This is a messenger RNA of Lynx canadensis (Canada lynx), 2145 nucleotides long. RefSeq names its product URI1 prefoldin like chaperone (gene URI1). The record is from RefSeq and is a predicted model, not a curated record. Gene Ontology annotation, biological process: negative regulation of phosphatase activity; negative regulation of transcription by RNA polymerase II. Gene Ontology annotation, molecular function: phosphatase inhibitor activity; chromatin binding; transcription corepressor activity. NCBI's taxonomy places the organism in Eukaryota, Metazoa, Chordata, Mammalia, Carnivora, Felidae.
CCGGCCACCGGACAGGCGCCUCCGGCUCUCACCGGCCCGCCUGCUGCUUCGAGCCCGCGGCGGCGGCGGCGGCGGGCGGCAUGCGCGUGUGAAAUGCGGCCGCGGGCAGCCGGGACGCGAGCAGCGGCCGCCGCGGCAGCGGAGAAGACAGGCGCGGCCUCCUCAGCGAGGGGCACGCAGUGCAUGAGGGCGAGCACGCGGGUGCUGGGCAGCCGCCGGCCACGCCGCCUCCAUAAACAUUUGUUUAGGACUCGUUCGCCCCGCUGAGGUCCCGGCGCCUCCACCAUGGAGGCCCCGGCCGACCCCGGGUCCCACGCCUCGGCCUCGGCCUCGUCCUCGGCCGCGGCGCCGCUGCGCGCCCCGGAGGUGGCGCGGCUCCGAGAGGAGCAGGAAAAGGUGGUCACUAACUGCCAAGAGAAAAUCCAGCAUUGGAAGAAGGUAGAUAAUGACUAUAAUGCCCUUCAAGAAAGACUCAGUACCUUGCCUGAUAAGUUGUCUUAUAAUAUCAUGGUACCAUUUGGCCCCUUUGCCUUCAUGCCAGGAAAACUUGUCCAUACUAAUGAAGUCACCGUUUUACUUGGGGACAAUUGGUUUGCAAAGUGCUCAGCAAAGCAGGCUGUGGGCUUAGUCGAGCAUCGGAAAGAACAUGUAAAAAAUACAAUAUAUGAUUUAUUUCCCUGUAGCCUCCCUGCAGCUUUUAUGAUCAGUGCCAGCUAUUUUCCCCCAACUGAGGUCUGGCUUAGAUGUAAGAAAACAAUAGAUGAUUUAAAAAAAGUGAUAAAAAAUUUUGAAUCCAGAGUUUGAAUUCACAGAAGAUUGCAGAAAAUGAGUGAUGCUGCAGGUGAUAUUGUUGAUAUAAGAGAAGAAAUUAAAAGUGACUUUGAAUUUAAAGCAAAACACCGAAUUGCCCAUAAACCUCACUCCAAACCAAAAACUUCAGAUAUUUUUGAAGCAGAUUUUGCAAAUGAUGUCAAAUCCAAGGAUUUGCUUGCUGAUAAGGAACUGUGGGCUCGACUUGAAGAACUAGAGAGACAAGAAGAAUUGCUGGGUGAACUUGAUAGUAAGCCUGAUACUAUGAUUGCAAAUGGAGAAGAUACAUCUUCUGAAGAAGAAAAGGAAGAUCAGAACAUAAAUGUGCAUGUGAUGCACCAAGUAACAGACUCUGUUCAUUCCAGCAGUUGUUAUAAGGAUGUUACACAUUCAGAACUGUUCAAUGGCCAAGUGAAUAGUCAGUUGAACUGUUCAAUGAUUGGUUCAAAUUCUUAUCACAGUAAUGAAGAUGAAGAAGAAGAAGAAGAAGAAGAUGAUGAUGAUGAUGAUGAUGGUGAUAAUGAAAAUGAUGUUUUAGGGGUUGGAGAUCAUUCUGUACCAACAAUAUAUUUUUCUCACACUGUCGAACCUAAGAGGGUCCGAAUAAAUACUGGAAAAAAUACCACUUUAAAAUUCAGUGAGAAGAAAGAAGAAGCCAAACGUAAACGAAAGAACAGCUCUGGCAGUGGUCAUUCUGCCCAGGAACUGCCUACCAUCAGGACUCCCGCUGACAUUUAUAGAGUCUUUGUUGAUGUUGUGAAUGGAGAAUAUGUUCCUCGUAAGUCCAUUCUGAAGUCUCGCAGCAGAGAGAACAGUGUUUGCAGUGACACCAGUGAAAGCAGUGCUGCUGACUUUGAUGACAGACGGGGAGUUCUGAGGAGUAUUAGCUGCGAAGAGGCCACUUGUAGUGACACCAGUGAGAGUAUUUUGGAAGAGGAACAGGAAGAAAACCAUCACAAGAAACUUUUGCCUUUAUCAGGAACACCUGAGGCUUUUUCUGGAACUGUAAUAGAAAAAGAAUUUCUAUCGCCCUCCUUAACACCACACCCAACCAUGGUUCAUCCUGUGUUACCCACCAUUCCAGAACGAAAAGAAGUCUUGUCAGAAAUAUCAGAAGAGACUACCAAGAGGGUUUCAAAGUUCAAAGCUGCCAGAUUGCAGCAGAAAAACUAGGGCCUGCCAAGGAGUUUACAUCCUAGAACCUUGUUUUGCAUUUCUUUAGAAUCUGUAUAGCAAAAUAUGUUACAUGUAGUUGAAAUAAGGCAUCCUGAAUGCAUUUGGCAGCAAGUUCUCUUACUGUUAUCAGUGGUAUUAAAAAGAAAGUAAAUGUUUGAA